UGACGACGAAUCGACGAUAGGGAUUUACGAAAAUUAAUUGUAGACGUAGUGAUGUAAACGUAUCAUUCUCUUGCACCAAAACCAUAAGAAUAACAAAGAUAGAGUUAAACCCAGAGUGAAAUUUCAUAAAUUGAUGAGUUAACCAUAACAUAACUUAUACUUAUCAAAUCUGUGCCACAACUGUCAUGUCAUUGUCCAUUGUCAUUCAUUAUCAUUACUUCGUCUUUGUCUAUGAUCAUUACCGUCAGCCAUAUGAGUAAGAGUAACUAUUAACUAAAUACUCUUAUGCCGUCAGCUAUCAGGAUCUAUCUAGGCUGUCAGCAUGAUUAUGAUUUUGUCCUAGUUCACAAGCUUGAGCCUUGGUGGGAAUAGAAAGGAAAUGAUAUAGCAUAUUUAUUGAAUACAUUUUUGGUUAUACAUAUUUGAGUAUUACAAUAUGAGUGGAGACCAUAAAAUACGAGUAGGUUCACGAAAAAGUGAGCUUGCCUUAAUUCAAACAAAACAUGUGAUAUCACUUUUAAAAGAAUUAAAUCCUGAAAAGGAAUUUGAAAUAGUAACGAUGAUAACAUUAGGCGAUAAAGUACUUGAUAUACCUUUACCAAAAAUAGGAGAAAAAUCUCUUUUUACUAAAGAACUAGAACUUGCACUAGUUACGGGUAGUGUAGACUUUGUUGUUCAUUCAUUAAAGGAUCUUCCUACCUCACUGCCAGAAGGAAUGGCCAUUGGAGCAGUCCUUACAAGGGAAGAUCCAAGAGAUGCCUUAGUUUUACAGAAAGACUUAAGUGGAUAUUCAUUGGAAACCUUACCUAGUAAUAGCAUUAUCGGUACAUCUAGUUUAAGGCGAACAGCACAGAUAGCAAAGAAGUACCCUCAUUUGAAAGUUGAGAAUAUUCGGGGGAACCUAAACACACGAUUGAAAAAACUGGAUGAUUUAGGAAAGUACCAGGCAAUUGUUUUGGCUGCCGCUGGAUUGAAAAGAAUAGGGUGGACAACGAGAAUUUCUAAGAUUUUAGAGCCUCAUGAAUUACUGUAUGCUGUGGGACAAGGGGCAUUAGCCGUUGAAUGUAGAGCAAACGAUGGAGAGAUCAUCAAUCUUCUUGAGCCACUGUACGAUAUGCAAACUGCACUUAGAGUAACAGCUGAGAGAAGCUUUCUGAAAACUCUGGGAGGAGGAUGUAGUGCUCCUGUAGCAAUUUCUUCAAAAUUAAGAAUUGAAAAAUCUAAUCAGAUUAAAGUUACUUUAAAUGGUGCAGUUUGGUCUUUAGAUGGCACGGAAGAAAUCGAAGGAAAAGAAGAGGACAAUAUAAUCGUCAAAAACGGAUUGCGGUGUUCAACCUGCCCUUAUAAUAAUAAUAAAUAUAUCGAAGACAUAGAAAAUUUAAACGAAUGCAGCCAAUGUCCAGUUUCUCCGACAAAAGAACCUUCCACAAAAAGGCAAAAGCUCGAUGAUAUACCAAGCGAUAUUUUAGCAUCAGAUCCUCACGAGCAGUGCCCAAUUCAAAUUCCUAUUGGAGCCGAUUUUAUGGGAAAAUGUCCAUACUUAGAGGGCAUUCUAGUUAGUGAUUUAAACAAGUGUCCGGUGAGCGGCUUGAUUAGUAACUAUGCAAAAUGCCCAUUUUUGAAAGAGAGUAUAGCAAGUUUCCAAACUGACAACGCAAUUGACAAUUUAACUACUGGUGACAAUUUAAUUGCUACUGAUAAUGGAAACGUAAAAUUAUUUUGUGGGUUAGUUCCGCACAAAGAUGCAACUACCGAAGGGAUGGAAAGUGCAAGAAAAUUAGGAGAGAGAUUAGCACAGACUUUGAUCUCGAAAGGGGCGUUAGAGGUUAUGUCCAAGGCACAAUCUAUUAUACAUGGUUCUAUUACAGCUGGUUCUAAUUAAUUUACUUAGUAUUUGGUUGUAGUCGAGUUUAGCAUUUAUGGAGUUGGGUUCUUCUAGUUUCCAGAAAAAGCCAUUAUACAGGGUGAUUCAUUAACAAUGGGAAAA
Molecule: messenger RNA, 1987 nt
Organism: Anoplophora glabripennis (Asian longhorned beetle)
Lineage: Eukaryota; Metazoa; Arthropoda; Insecta; Coleoptera; Cerambycidae
Product: porphobilinogen deaminase
Exons: 5
Coding region: 437-1882 (481 amino acids)
Biological process (GO): heme biosynthetic process
Cellular component (GO): cytoplasm
Molecular function (GO): hydroxymethylbilane synthase activity
Source: RefSeq, a predicted model, not a curated record